This is a messenger RNA of Penicillium antarcticum, 1278 nucleotides long. RefSeq names its product NADH:flavin oxidoreductase/NADH oxidase family protein. Gene Ontology annotation, molecular function: FMN binding; oxidoreductase activity. The record is from RefSeq and is a predicted model, not a curated record. The coding region runs from base 1 to 1278 and encodes 425 amino acids. NCBI's taxonomy places the organism in Eukaryota, Fungi, Ascomycota, Eurotiomycetes, Eurotiales, Aspergillaceae. The transcript is spliced from 6 exons.
AUGCCGUCCCCUCUCGCAGACCCUGUCAAGCUGCCAUGUGGACUUGUCUUCCCGAACAGACUGAGCAAGGCAGCCAUGGCUGAGCUAAUGGCCAAAAAAAACCAUCCAACAGACCCCCUUCUCGACGCCUACACCCGAUGGUCAGAGGGUGGAUGGGGUAGUAUCCUAACAGGAAACGUCCAAGUCGACGUAAACCAUAUGGGCAGCCCCUUCGACCCAGCCCUGCAUAACGAAUACAAAGGCCCAGAAAGCAACAGCAGCCUAGUAUCCGAAUGGAAGAAAUACGCAGAUGCAACCCAGAAACACGGCACACCGGCUAUAGUACAAAUCUGCCAUCCAGGACGCCAAUCCUUCCGCGUGGCCGGGUACCGCGGUAUGUUUGCGCAGACUCUUGCGCCGUCUGCUGUGCCUGUCAAGGUUGGUGACGGGCUACUUGAGAGAUUUGUUGGUUGUUUGGCUUGGUCACAGCCUAAGGAGAUGACCCAUGCCGAUAUUGAGAGGGUUAUUAGCCAGUUUGUUGACACUGCACGGCUUAUGGCUGAUGCUGGGUUCUCCGGGGUUGAGUUGCAUGGUGCGCAUGGGUAUUUGAUUGAUCAAUUCCUUAACCCCAAGACAAAUCUCAGAACAGAUACCUACGGCGGAACCCCCGAAAAACGCGCCAAAUUCGUCCUAGACAUUCUAGCCGAAACCCGCAAAGUCGUGCCCUCAACAUUCUGCAUCGGCAUAAAACUCAAUUCAGCCGAUCACAGCUCCACAACCUUCGAGGAAACAAUGACCCAAAUCGCCCUCCUGACAGAAGCCGGGAUCGACUUUAUGGAAAUUAGUGGCGGAUCCUAUGAAGAUCCCAAGAUGAUGGGAUACGCUAAGACAGAUGCAUCAGCAACAACCGAAAAGCCUAAAUCCAAACGCACGGCUGCGCGCGAGGCUUUCUUCCUUGAAUUCUCUAAGGAGGUCCGGAAUCGCCAUCCCGGUUUGGUGCUUAUGUUGACUGGUGGGUUCCGGACUCGGGCUGGUGCUGAGUCUGCUAUUCUUGAUGGGGCUUGUGAUCUAGUUGGCAUUGGGCGGCCUGCUGCUAUUGACCCUAAGUUCCCGUUGCUUUUGUUAGAUGAGAGUGUUGCUGAGGGGGAUGCUAAGAUGCCGUUAAAUAAGGCGCCUGUCCCUUGGUAUACGCGCUUUUUGCCAUUGCAUCUUGUUGGGGCUGGGGCUGAGAGUACUUACUAUGCUGGUCAGAUUCAACGUCUGGCCAAGGGGAUUGCUACUAUGGUGCCGUCUUUGUAG